GUUUGAUGACGCAGGUGUGACGCGCCGGAAGUGGAAGUAAACAUGGCUGAAGGUGGCGGUGGGAAGGCGGUGAAUGAAAACGUGCCGGUUUAUGAACAUGUCGAAGUGAAUUCCAAACCUUUCCACCUCGGCACCUUCAGGGAUUUAUGGCUCAGUGUGCUAAAACCCGAAUAUUACUCCUUUAAUCAGACCUCCAGAGAUGUAGAAAAUGCGCUGUUUAUAGAGGAGAUGGGGAUCAGUCCAGAAACCCUGGAGGAGAUUAAAACCAUCUGCAGCCCUGAUUCUCUUCGCUGUCAUGCUGAAGAUGAAGCUCCUGACCCUGAUGUGGUUCCUGAAGACCCUCAGCUCGCCACCUUGAAACUGAGGAAGAGGAGACUGGACUAUAAGAAAACUCUCGUACGGGACAAUGUGGGACGACAUGAGACGUAUGCUAACGAAUUGGAGACGCUGUCUUUGGGCAGGAGAUCUGUAGAAGCCUCAGACAUGAUUCCUGAAGGGGAAAUCGUUCUCACCUUCAACAUCAUCUAUCCUGUGCUGUUUGAGCGAUUUAAACACGUGAGAGCGUAUCAGACGCUGCAUGUCCUGGGAUCGCAGAAGCUGACCGAGCUCAGAGACGCCAUCUGCUGUGUGAGCGACCUGCAAGUGUUCGGGGAGUUCAGUAACACACCGGAUAUGGUGCCUCAGUUCAUCAGCAAGGAUCAUUAUAAAUCUGCCUUCUUUUUCUUUGAGGGAAUUUUCUACAACGACAUGCGAUUCCCAGAGUGUCGCGACACCAGCAGGGUGACACGUGAGUGGACCAAAUCCCGAGAUUUCCCCGAGUUUAAAACAGCGUUGAUGGAGGAGGUAACGUUCAGUGAUCUUAAGGUGAAGGUGGGAUUUCCGUACCUGUACUGCCAUCAGGGAGACUGUGAACACGUCAUCAUCCUCACAGACGUCAGGCUGGUCCAUAGGGACGACUGUUUAGAUAAGAAGUUGUAUCCUCUGCUGUCGCACAAGCACAGGGUCGUGACCCGGAAGUGCUGCGUGUGUCACCUGUACAUCAGCAGAUGGAUAACGACGAACGACGCCGUGGCCCCGAUGGAUCCGUGUCUGUACUGUGAUCAGUGUUUCCGUCUGCUGCACUACGACCGAGACGGGAACAAACUGGGCGAUUUCCAGGCGUACGCUUACGUCGACCCCGGAGCGUUCAACUGAGCACGCUCCUCGUCUUCCCCACCAUCUUCCUCGUCUUCCUCACCUCACUCACCGUCUUCGCCACCGCACUCCCCGUCUUCCUCACCGCACUCCCCGUCUUCCUCACCGCACUCCCCGUCUUCCACACCAUCCUCCCCGUCUUCCCCACCUCACUCACCGUCUUCGCCACUGCACUCCCCGUCUUCCUCACCAUCCUCCCCGUCUUCCUCACCGCACUCCCGUCUUCCUCACCAUCCUCCCGUCUUCCCACCUCACUCACCGUCUUCGCCACUGCACUCCCGUCU
Messenger RNA from Silurus meridionalis, 1478 nucleotides. RefSeq names its product small nuclear RNA activating complex, polypeptide 3 (gene snapc3). Gene Ontology annotation, biological process: snRNA transcription by RNA polymerase III; snRNA transcription by RNA polymerase II. Gene Ontology annotation, molecular function: RNA polymerase II cis-regulatory region sequence-specific DNA binding; bent DNA binding; RNA polymerase III type 3 promoter sequence-specific DNA binding. Gene Ontology annotation, cellular component: snRNA-activating protein complex. Lineage: Eukaryota; Metazoa; Chordata; Actinopteri; Siluriformes; Siluridae. The record is from RefSeq and is a predicted model, not a curated record. Bases 43 to 1194 code for a protein of 383 amino acids. The transcript is spliced from 9 exons.